Moneuplotes crassus is the source of this 1458-nucleotide messenger RNA. Lineage: Eukaryota; Ciliophora; Spirotrichea; Euplotida; Euplotidae. The record is from the annotation of a GenBank genome assembly.
AAUUAAUAUAAUAAAAUAUACAAGAAUAUAAUGCUAUCUGCCAAAUCCCUCCUUAUACGGAACGUUAAGAAUAUAACUAAGCUAAGGAGUCCAGGAUUAAAGCCAUAUUCAUUCAUGAAGCAUAGAUCGUUAACAAUGACGCUCCCCUUGAAACAAAAAUCUUGGGUGUCAACUUCUGAAUUGCCAGCUGCAUCAGAGUACACUGACACAGAUCUGGACUACUCCUUAGAUCAUCAGGAGCUGAAUGGCUUGAAACACGUCAGUCAAAUCAGCUCAACUGCUUUCUCCAAACACCAGCUAGCAGAUCUUGAAUGUGAUGAAGAAAGCUAUAUUUCCGAUUUCGAAAACUUCACUCAAAACAAUUUAUUCAAGAACUCAAUUGGGUACGGCUUACAGGAUGAAUCACAAAAAGCCAGAGUUUUUGAUAAAGAAGAAAGCAAGGAAAAUUUUGAUGAUGAACUCCAACAAAAUCUGGAGAACACCCUAAUAGACUCAAUUAAGGAUAUCGACAAGACCAAUACCCUUGAAAAAUUAUUUAAAAACUCAAAGUUGUCUGACCUCAGUGGUGAGAUUACUAAGAUCGCUGGAUUCGUUAAGUCCAUCCCCAUCUUAAAGCCUGAGAGCAGGAAGUCAGCCAUGAUUUUCCUUGUCAGUUUGGACUAUCUGGUCAAAGGGCUCUUCACACACUGGCAGAUCACUCUUGCCGAUGAAUCCAAGAAAUUCAAAUAUUCAAAAAUAAGACGGAAAAUGCAAGAUGAUGCGUUAAUAAUGAAGGAUGAUCUUAAGUACAACAUUCUUAUAGGUGACCAGUUCCAUGCUAUGGCUUAUCAUCUCACUGCCAGACUGGGUAGCAAUGAACUAUCUACUAUAUUAACCAGGAUUGAAGAGAACUUUGCGAAGAUCAUCUUCAGAGAUGGGUACAACGGAUGAAAGACCCAUAACCUUAAGAAAUUGUACAAGCAUUUUUAUAACUAUCUACCAACCUUCUUUGGUCAAGGAUUCAAAGGAAUUGCGAUUAUCUCAGAAAUGAGACCUUCAAGUAUCGACCAAAGUUUCAAGUUAGGUAUUGAGUACGGAUUUUGAAUGCAGUUCGGUAUUUUCUCCUACAUCAUGUCGGCCAUUGAGAACCGUAGAGAAAAAGAAGUUGUCAAGACCAAACUCAAAAAGAUCAGCUCGCUCGUCCAGCUGCUUUCAAUCGAAACUCUUCAAGAAAUUUUGAACUCAGUGAGCAUCCUCAAGUACAAAGACUUUAAGAAGGAGUUCGCUCAGCUUUCAGUGAUGCAUGCUCACAAGUGAUUUGAGAUUCUGGAGGAGAUGGAUGUGGAGGAAGAAAUGAGGCUGAAGAUGAUGGCCCACAUUUCUGAAUUCACCGACGAGCUUAUCAUCACGACAGGGGUGAAUAUACAUACCUAAACAUGACUUUUUAUUUCAUUUUAAUACUUAGGUCCAAUAAUCAUU